Eucalyptus grandis is the source of this 895-nucleotide messenger RNA. RefSeq lists its product as uncharacterized. The coding region runs from base 163 to 795 and encodes 210 amino acids. Lineage: Eukaryota; Viridiplantae; Streptophyta; Magnoliopsida; Myrtales; Myrtaceae. The transcript has a single exon. The record is from RefSeq and is a predicted model, not a curated record.
UGUGGGCUAGGUGAGAGCAAGAAAGCUUUCAAGAAGAAUCCCACCGACGACAUCUUUUGUUUCCCUCUCCCUCCAGAAAUUUGCCCCCUCUUUCCUACCAUCCUCCAAAACCGUAGUGUGUAUUAUGCACACAUAAGGAGAAAAGAAGAACACCAUUGCAAUAUGGGGAAUUGCCUCUUUGGAGGCUUCGGAGAGGCUAAUCAAGAGAUCGUCAAGGUGGCAGCGCCCAACGGCGGGGUCAUGGAGUUCUACGCCCCGAUUGCCGUUCGAACCAUCGCCGACGAGUUCCCGGGCCACGGCGUCUUCCGUGCGCACGACCUCUUCUGGAAUCCGCUCCCUCUCCACGAGGAGCUGGUGGCAGGAGAGUCGUACUACUUGCUCCCUUACAACGUUGGCGACCGCAGCAAAUCGCGAGAUCAAAAGCUGUUAUUAGGUAACGAGGUCGUGAGAGAAGGCCAUGUCCGCUCCACUAGCAUACCGUCGUCGCUCGUCGCGCCGUACCGGAUGUCGCUGGAUUACCAAGGCGCGCUGAAGAGGUCGUACACCGAGGUCUUCUCUAGGGACAGCGGCAAGAGCAACAAUGGGGUUUGGAAGGUGAAGCUUGUGAUUUGUCCGGAGCAGCUGCUCGAGAUAUUAUCACAAGAAUGCCGGACGCAGGAGCUGAUCGAGAGCGUUCGAGCCGUCGUGAAGUGUGGGAACAGCCCGGCACCCGGCGGGUUCUCCGACCAGUGGAGCCUCCCAAGCAGUGCCAGUAGGAGUGGUUUCUCUAAGACUGAAGGCGUGGUGGAUAUUUAGUAGGAAUUGUAGUUCUCAAACUGCUUUUUUAUUUAUUUCUUUUAGGUCUUGCUUGUACUCUGUUGUAAGUUUAAUUGAAGAAAUCUUUCUUUUUCUGGUA